AUGGCUCCACUUGUUGAUUCUCAUGAGAUUCAUGUUCUUGCUGUGGAUGAUAGUCUUGUUGAUAGGAAAGUCAUUGAGAAGCUCCUCAAAAUCAUUUCUUGUAAAGUGACAGCAGUUGAUAGUGGGAGAAAGGCUUUGCAGAUUUUAGGAUUGGAUGGAGAAGAAAAUUUGGUUGAUUGUGAUGGCUUCAAAGUAGAUCUGAUAAUUACAGACUAUUUCAUGCCUGGUAUGAAUGGCUAUGAGUUGCUGAAAAAAAUUAAGGGUUCAUCUAAUUUUAAAGAAAUACCAGUUGUGAUCAUGUCAUCCGAAAACGUUAUGACUCGAAUUGAAAGAUGUCUUGAAGAAGGUGCUGAAGAUUUCAUAGUGAAGCCCGUGAAAUUAUCCGACGUAAUACGACUCAAAAACUACAUGUUUCGCGAUAAACAGAUUAUCGACCCAGCUCAAAUUCAAGAGCCCGUCAAGGGGAAACCGUAUAAUUCACUCUAG
Molecule: messenger RNA, 486 nt
Organism: Striga hermonthica
Lineage: Eukaryota; Viridiplantae; Streptophyta; Magnoliopsida; Lamiales; Orobanchaceae
Source: the annotation of a GenBank genome assembly